CUUACACUACAUUUCACCAUUCAUCGAGAUCAUCGAGAUCAUCAGGUGGAUCCACGAUCUACUGCGACAGUUCCUAGGUUAAAAUCGUCGCAAAUAGUAGAAUAAUAAUGUCGUCGCACCAACAUCCUAUGAGUCAUGCGAAAGACUCCGACGGCAUUGCUGCGGCGUUUGAACAUUUGCCCAAAGCUUCUAAAGGGUGGCAAGCCGCGGAAGUAACCAAGACAACGGUGAAAGUAUAUUUCCGGGACCAAGAAAAUAGCGGUGUUGAGAAUAAGCCCUACGGCGGAGUUGGCGGCGGCGCUUCUUCUCCGUGCUGCCAUGCCCACGGCGUGGCGAACAAUAUGCACGGUUGUCCUAAUUGGAAUGGUCCGAAUGGAUAUAUAAUUUCUUGUCCGAAUUGCGGGUAUUUCCCAUUGAGAUUUCCACAGCCGGAGUAUUGGGGGGGCUUUGUGCCUCCGCCGCCGUGGGUAGCUCUUGGAGUUCCAGUUCCAUCAGCACCGCCUUUGCCCGACGAUCAUUACUCUUCUCCGCCUUCGCCUCCACCGCCGGGGACUGACCCACUCUACAUGAUGUUCAAUGACGACAACACUAGAAGUAUCUGCACCAUUAUGUGAGCCAACAUACGCAGUUCUGAUUCAAAUUUGUCCUGUUUUGUAUCCUUGCAAGCAGUGGGUGUAUCAGUAUGUGUUUGAUUUGGGUAGGGUCAAUGUUGAAAAAAUCGCUACGCGCUCUUUAGGUGUUUGGGGCCGCCUAGAGCGCCUAAGCGCGAUUUUUGCAACACUGGGAAGAGUUGAUCGUGUUUGAGUUAAUAAUCACAAGAUUUUAAGUUUAUUCCUCAUGAGAAUGGUCUAUAAACCUUUUUUUUUUUUUUUUGUAUGAGAGUUAUUUGUUGACAUUUUUGUUUGAGUUGAUAAGUUAUGGUCUAGUUUAUCUCCUGUAACUUUUUGUGAGUGAUGGUUCACGUAGAGCCAACUUUCAGUUCU
Ipomoea nil (Japanese morning glory) is the source of this 983-nucleotide messenger RNA. RefSeq lists its product as uncharacterized. The record is from RefSeq and is a predicted model, not a curated record. The transcript is spliced from 2 exons. NCBI's taxonomy places the organism in Eukaryota, Viridiplantae, Streptophyta, Magnoliopsida, Solanales, Convolvulaceae. The coding region runs from base 108 to 614 and encodes 168 amino acids.